ACUGAACUGAUCAAAGACUUUGUUAUUUUCACUAGUGACACAAUGGAGGGACGAUUUCUACUGCAGAUACUCUUGCUGAUCUCACUGCGGAGCUACACAACAAAGCAAGCUCGUCUGACAGUGAAUUUAAACAGGACUCAGCUGUUUGCUGAUGAGUUUGUGUCUCUCAGCUGUAAGGAUGACAACAGCUCUGCUGGAUGGACUCUGAGAAGGAACACAACUACAGAGACAAGAACAAAGUGUGGAUCUGGAUUUGGAAAACCAGCUGGUUUUUCGUGUGACAUAAUCUACUUUGACCGACUCGACAGUGGAGUUUACUGGUGUGAGUCCAGAGAGGGUCCCAUCAGUAACAUGAUUAACCUGACAGUCGCUGAUAAAUCAGUGAUCCUGCAGAGUCCUGUGCUCCCUGUGAUGGAGGGAGAUGACGUCACUCUGCUCUGUAAAACAAAGACCACUCCCUCCAACCUCCCAGCUGCUUUCUAUAAAGAUGGCGUCUUCAUCGGGAAAGGGCCUACAGGUCACAUGACCAUCCAGCAUGUUUCCAGAUCUGAUGAAGGCCUCUACAAGUGUGACAUCAGCGGUCAUGGAGAGUCUCCAUCCAGCUGGAUCACUGUCAUAGAAAAACCCACCACCAUACUUCCGCCAACAUCCACCUCCAUCACUCUUCCUCCAUCACUCUCUCCUCCUGUUCUCUCUGUCUUGUCAUGUGUUGGAUCAGUCUGUUUUGUUGUUCUACUGGUGUUACUGGUUCUGCUGGUAAGACGAUGUGUUCACAGGAAACCUGAAGUCUGUGCUGUGAUGCUGAGAUGACGUGUUCACGGAAACCUCAAAGGUAAACAUGUAGGAGCUGGAUAAAACGACAUCACCAGUCACAUUAAGCAUGUUCACUGUCUAUAAGGACAUUUUUUGUCAAUAAUAUUAUUAUUACAAUUUUUACACAAAUCCACAACUACACAAUCACCCCCAACUGUCAAUGGAGAAUUGUAUUUAGUAGUCAGUAUAAGCUUUUAAUGAUAUACGUUUGCAUAUGAUACAAUACUGCAUGAUGAUCUUUUGAUGACUUAGACUGUUGUUCACUACAAGACUUGUUCUGUUCUGUUUUGUAAGUUUCUUCCCACAGCGAUAAUAAGAGCUGAACAAGUGGUUUCACUCCCUACCAGGAAGAGAGCUGAACACUCUUAUCUUCACUCCCUAACAAGAAGAGGGGCCACGUCCUUCAGAAUCACACACACACACACAUACACCUAACAUACGCACAUACAUACGCACCAACAUUCCUCUGUCUAUGAACAGACAUAUUCACUAUUGUAUUACUUUUGUAUAUAAAUAAAUAUAGAAGAAGAACAGAGCGCACAUCACAGGGCCCCCACUCUUUUGUGAGAAAUCUCUUGACACCAACAAAACCCCAUUUACCACACUAAACCAAAAGUUGCAGUCUGUUUUCCAUUUACACUAGUUGGAAAGGUUUUUUGCAUUUGCAAUGUGAAUAAACCUCUGAUCUCUAAAGGAAACUGAUGGGAGAUUUGCAUUAGACCGACUGGCACUGGCUCUGCAUUCACUGCUCUGAUAUGAAUUACCGGCUGUGCUUUGUGUGGAAACAUUAGCAAUCAAAAGCGCACUCCCAUUUAUCAUUGUAAAAGAUUAAUUUUCUCUUAUUAGCAAACAUGUGUUGUAGAAAACAUAACUCCUUUAGUGUUAGCAGUGAAAGCUUUGAUGAAGGGAGAGGAACUUCUGCCAUGUCAAGUUUAAUAAAAUGAUAAAAUAAAAAUGAAUGCCUAACCCUGACCCUUACCCUAAACCUAACCAUAACGUAAUUGUAACCAUCCAUCCAUCCAUCCUC
Molecule: messenger RNA, 1840 nt
Organism: Haplochromis burtoni (Burton's mouthbrooder)
Lineage: Eukaryota; Metazoa; Chordata; Actinopteri; Cichliformes; Cichlidae
Product: low affinity immunoglobulin gamma Fc region receptor II-like
Exons: 7
Coding region: 43-810 (255 amino acids)
Biological process (GO): cell surface receptor signaling pathway
Molecular function (GO): transmembrane signaling receptor activity
Source: RefSeq, a predicted model, not a curated record